GUCAGGGAGGAAACUUCCUGUUAGGAAAUUGUCGACGAGACAUUUACAGGAUGGUAGACCAACAUAUAUUUUGUGUGUUAUAGGAAUCUAAGAGACUUUAAAAUAAUAUUAAACCAAGCCAGAAAAGGCCUUCCACCUACUAGCAUUGCUUGCUCACUUACCUUGGCUAGCCAUGGCUGAUGAUUCUGAUUUAGGCAUUAGGAGACGGCAACAGUUUGAACUUGAAAAUUCUUCAAAAGAUGACAAGCUAAACCUUCUAAUAAACAUGGUGGUGUCUGGGAAAGUUCAUAUAGAAACAGACACAGAUGAUAAACUGAAAAUUGUAUAUGGAGAUGAAAAAGUUCGCCACCUGGCACAUGUGGAUGUUUCCAGUGCUCACACCAUUCAGAAGGGUAAAAACGAGGAUGAUAUGAAAAAGCGUGUUGAGGUUUGUUUGGAGAUGAUUGAAGCCAUCAAGGCAAAGCGAGCGCCAAGUGGUGUAGCUGUUGACUCUACAAAGGUGUCUCUCAGUGCACAAGGGGAUUACAGAGAAGACAUUGAGUUUAGGAACUUGCAGGAGGUCUUGGGAAGUGGCAGUCUUGCAGGAAAAGUCAUGGUGGUUGAGGACAUAAAAACUGGCAGCGUCCAUGCCAUGAAGACAGUGAUGCUGUCAGAGUUUUGCACUAAUGAAAUUCGAUGCUGGGUAGACCUUGAUGGCUCAGACUCUUUUCCUAGUCUUUAUCUUUUUAGACUGGAUGGAAGGAAGGUUGUUUUCCACAUGGAAAAAUUAGAGAGCAGUGUUGUAAUGGAUGACAUAAUCAAAGAAAACAUAUGGCGCCUGAAGGAGCAAAGGCCAGAUCUUGUGCGACCAUUUUCUCUUUUUGUCUUCCAUGAUUUGCUGAGCACGUUGAAGGAAAUGCAUGACAAAAACUGGACACACAAUGACCUACACAGUGGAAAUGUCAUGCUGACCAAGGACACAAUGUCUGUUAAAGUUUUGGAUUUUGGGAUGGCAAAGCCACUACGUGGAGAAUUGAAUUUUAAUAAACAGGGCUUAAAAAAUGACAUUCUAAGUGUCAUUCGCCUUUUUUGUGCUUUGUACAUAGGGGAGGACUUUUCAGACAACUUUCAACUUCAAAAAAGUAUGAAAUCUGGAAAUGUUAGAGAGACAAUCGAGCAGGCGCAACAGCUGAGCAAAGAAGAGAGACGGGAACUGUUUGAGCUGGUGAAGUUGACUUAUGACGUGGCAUGCUAUGAAUCACAGGAAGGCUAUGGAGACCCCACUUUUGUGAUGGAAAAGAUUAAAGAUAGCUGCAACCCAAAAGACAAGAACAAAGUGAUGAAGAUGGCAGCAGCUGUUUUGUUUCCUGAAAUCUGGGAGAAUGAUGUCGUUCUGCAUGCAAAACAAGGAGAUGAUGUGGCAGAUGGGUUUUGUGAUGUACCUGAUGCUGGUAUAGCAGCUGCAGUGGUGCCAAUGGCCCAAGUUUUGCCGUGCAUUCAGGACAUAGAUAUUGAAGCAGUGGCAGACACAUUGCCAGACGAUAUCCUGGAUAAACUGACCCUGAGGCAUUAAAAUUUGCUGUUAGAAUUUCUUCUGCUACUUUGCUUCAAAAAUUCCUCUUUCUGCACCUAAAUAUUGCUUAUGGAGCCAUGCAUCUUGUGCUAAAGACAAUGUUUACAGCCUACAACGAUGAAAAUAUAAUUUAUUAAUGCUUUUUAUGAAUCUGAUGUUUAAGGUCUCAAGGGUACACAACUUAUAUGACUGUUUGUAAUGAAUCAAGUCCCAUUGAAAUUCCUUUUUUAAGGCAUAUACCAAAGAAGAAAGUCAUAAUUGUGUACAUAAAUACAGAAUGAGUAAGAGAAUGUUGAAAAGUAAAUGUAUUCAUGUUACAGUAUAAAGAACCACACAGUAGAGGAUAUCUGUUUUUUAUUCUCUUACUGAAAGCUGUAUUGUUUUUUAAAAGUUUUGGUUCAGUUUUGCAUUUUUUCUGUGUGUCUUCUGAAUCAGAUGAUCUCCAUUUAAAAAAAAUUGUGUGACUUUUACAAUUGCAUUUAAAUAAUGAGAUCAGAGUAAUACUGUGGAUGGGAAGGUCAUGACAUCAUCCACAGUAAAGUUUUUAUUGCUCAGUCUUUAUCCUUCUUCUAGUGAUGAGAGUAUAAUUUUUGUUGUUUAUAUGAUAUAUUUUAAUCUGGCCAGUGUACCUCUUAUGAAACAUUUUUGACAAUGUCUAGACAAUCAAAAAUCAUGUGCAAUGAACUCUAUGUGGUUCCUUUUUGGGGCUGGAAUGUUGAUUGAUUUUUUGUCGAUUUUAGAAAGGGACAGUUUAAAUGUGUCAUCAUAUUGUUUAUAUACAACAGAAAAAAAUUUGAAAUGUUAUUUAUUCUUCAUGCACAACAGUUACUUCCUAUACAGCCUUAUUUAUGAACCUGUGCUUCUGUUUUUUGGCAUUUUUAGCCUGUUCUCUUAGCAUGAGUUAGAGUAAAAUAAUAAUGGCAUAAUCUCUUAUGCAGCAUGCUGGCGACUGGCAUGCAAUUUUAUUUUUAACCUGGCAUUUCCAUGACAUAACUGGAUUUGUGGGUACUAUUUAUUAUUCUCCCCAUAUGUGCCUUGUCUAUUUUUAUCAGUGCCUAAUAAGCAGUUGUCUUACAAAAGUCCACAACCAUGCAGCAUGAAACUUGGUGUGACAGCCUGUGGUUGUAAAUUUUCUACCAUCAGACUUGCAUUUCUGCAGUCUUACAGAUUAUAUCUUUUUUACAGUUUGCUUUGCAAUAGUCAUGUAUUCAGUGUUUUUCUUCAAGAGAGAAGAUAAAGAUUUACCAAAGAUCCAACAAACAGAUAAUGUCUAGUCACUUAAGAAGUGAUGUUACUAUAAAUGAUGAUGUAGAAAUCUUUGGGAAUUAGUCAAUAAUUUAAGAUUUUAAGGGAAGUCUUUCAUCAAAAUGAUGUUGACAAGUGCUUACAGUGAUAAUACCUGUCUAUUUUAAUUCCAUAGAUCUGAAACCCAUGACAGGUUAUAUUUGAGGUUACCAUGGCAGUCAGCGUGGGGUUUUUCCCCCUAACUUAUAAGAAGUUGGAGAAAUGCCUAGUCUUAUGCUUUAAAAGUCAUGGCUCAUGUGGCUUGUAUUGUAUUCUUUUGUGUCAUUUGUUUAAUUUAAUAAAAUGUUAGAUGUGAUCGAUUCUGGUCUAGCAA
Molecule: messenger RNA, 3170 nt
Organism: Pomacea canaliculata
Lineage: Eukaryota; Metazoa; Mollusca; Gastropoda; Architaenioglossa; Ampullariidae
Exons: 12
Coding region: 173-1552 (459 amino acids)
Biological process (GO): protein phosphorylation
Molecular function (GO): protein kinase activity; ATP binding
Source: RefSeq, a predicted model, not a curated record